AUGUUCUCCUGGAUCUCAAGCGGUGUCUCCGCUAUCCUCCAUAUCGUUUCAUGGAGUUUCCUCUGGAAGCGUCGCGGCUUGAAGCCCCAUCACCUUACCACUCUUCAACUAUCCCUCUUCCCAAAUCUACUCCUAGCCGUGUGUCUCGCCACGCUUCAACCGUCCUUCCACUUCACCAACUCCACCGUCUCCCUCUCCACCGAUGCCACUGCUAUCCCAUUCCCCCAAUCGCACCCGAUCGUCGAGAUGUCUCUAAUCGGUGCCAAAUCCAUCGCUAUCAUUAUGAAAACUUCGGAGCAUGUUAAUGUGAUGGCGGAGUACAAAAACUUGAAUAGUUGGUACAUUCGAUCGCUUUACUCGGCAUGCCCAGUGCUUGCCGGUCUCUUUUUCGGAGGUGCAAGCGGUUUUUCGAUCUCUGACUCAGGCCUCGGUCCCGGAGCCAUCACCAUGUCAAACUCCUGGCCAGCCUGGCUUAUGGUACUCUUGCUCUUCAUAGUUAUUGUUAUCGCUAUCUCAUAUACCAUUUAUAUAUACCUCACUUUGAAGGAUGUACUCAAAAACAAAAACCUCCGAACCUCCCUUCUCUACUCGAGCCUUUUCGAGCUUUGGCUCACAAUGAGCACUUUCUAUAUCCCUUUCACCAUCUGCCUUCUGCUCACCACGCUAUUCAAUGUGUCGAGUGACUGGCUCGGGCUCUAUUUCACAGUGAUCCAUGGGAUGUCCCCGAUUGUCGAGGCCAUUGGCAGUUUUGCCAUCAUUUUUGGAAAGCUCGGUGGAUGCAUUGCAAAAUGGGGUGGUGUCUCUCUAAACUCUGUGCUACAGUAUCCGGUUUACUGUACUCAGUAUCGGCUACAGUAUCCUCAACGGUCUAUCGCUUCCUCUGCUUACGGUAUCUGUAAGCCCCGCCCAUUCCAGAUGGAAUCGGUCAUCCAAUCCACAGCCACUAUUGUCUUCAUGGUGGUCUCCGUCACCUACUUCGUUUAUCUGACGAUUGCGAAAAAAGGAAAAACACCACGCCUACCAAAACAGGAUGCAUUGGUGACCAACGCAAUCCCAAAUCUUGCCACUUUGGGAUAUGUGGGACUGAUUUGGCUGGUACAGCCGACCGCAUUCUUCCAAAACCACAGUUUCUUCCUCCUGGCACCCAGCACCAUCUUCCACCAUCGCUUCACUCAACUCCUCCUCAUCACCAUCCUCCUCUACCCCUCCCUCAAGCCACUCAUCUGCCUAUGGAGAAUGGCAGAGCACCGGCAUUCAAUCAACCAAUGGAAUCGGAAGGAUCAACUUCUCACAGGGAGUGUCCUGGCUUCAAGUGCUCUUCUUAUCACUUCCUCCUUCGGAACCUUCUGGAUCUCCAACGGCGUCCAACUCCUGGACGCCAACCGCCUCUCUAUCGCUGCUGAACGCAACCAGGCCAUCGAUGCCUUCCCUAUUGUGGGCUUUGCGUAUGGGGAAUACAACAUCGUGUCGAUUGUUCUAAUGGGAUGGAGCUUGCUAUUGAGUCUCGGAUAUACCAAAGUGCUCUAUACCUUGGCAACCCAUAAGGAAAGUCCGAAGAAGUCACGGCAAGCCCUCAUCGCCGGUGGGCUCUUCGAGAUUGUCUUUCAUGGGAUCACCGUUUUGGCUCCAGUCGUGGUGUUGGUCCCGCUAUCCGUCUAUUCUGGUAUGGAAAUCAAGAUCAGAGAGGCUUUUGGUGUUUGGAUUGUUGUGAUAAGUGCCUUGGAGGCAGUUGGAUCGUUUUUGGUGGUGUGGAAGGUUUUAAAAAAAAAAGGUCAGGUCAAUCCACAAAUGGAAAUGUGGGCAACGCCAUCUUCGCGGUGGAGCGAAACUGUGUUGUAG
Molecule: messenger RNA, 1839 nt
Organism: Caenorhabditis remanei
Lineage: Eukaryota; Metazoa; Nematoda; Chromadorea; Rhabditida; Rhabditidae
Exons: 6
Coding region: 1-1839 (612 amino acids)
Source: RefSeq, a predicted model, not a curated record